UUUGUUUUUGCACUGGAGUCUUGUAAUAUUGUGUUCUUUGUUGUGUUUAACAAUUUUAGUUUUAGGGUAUCAAUUUUUUUUCCUGAAAGAUGGUUGGUUUUGGGAAGAAGUUGAAAGAAACACAAAUUCAAGAAUGGCAAGGAUACUAUAUCAAUUAUAAAUUGUUGAAGAAGAAAGUGAACCGAUACAGGCAACAAAUUCAAGUCGGAAAUGAAAAUCGCCUUCAUGUUCUUAAGGAUUUCGCAAGAAUGCUUGAUGCUCAAAUUGAAAAGAUUGUCUUGUUUCUCUUGGAACAACAAGGAGCACUAGCUAGUAGGUUAUCAGCUAUUGGAGAACAGCAUGAUGCCCUAACAGAGCAUCAAGAUGCAUCAAGACUUUCUGAAUUACAAGAAUCCUAUAGAGCAGUUGGACACGAUCUUUUAAGGCUUCUUUUUUUUGUUGAGAUGAAUGCUAUUGGUUUGCGUAAGAUUUUGAAGAAGUUUGAUAAGCGCUUUGGCUACAGAUUUACUGAUUACUAUGUCAAGACCCGAGCUAAUCAUCCUUAUUCCCAGCUACGACAAGUGUUUAAGCAUGUGGGCAUUGGGGCGGUUGUUGGAGCAAUAUCCCGCAAUCUUGUGGAGCUUCAAGACCACCCUGGGAACUACAUAUCAAUAUAUGAUCAGCCUGCUUUAUCCCAUCCGGAUCCUGUAGUUGAUUCUAUUAAUGCAGCUGUGAACAGGUUAUCAAACUCAACAAAUUUCCUUGAGUUUUUGGGAAAGCAUGCUUUUAUUGUGCAAGAUGAAUUACGUAGUCCUUCUGAAGACCAUGUCGUUGAGCAGAGAUAUCAUUUUAUGUCGCUUCUCCUGAACUUGGUGAACACAUUUCUAUAUAUGGUCAACACAUAUAUUAUUGUCCCUACUGCAGAUAACUAAUCUCUCAGCCUUGGAGCUGCAGCGACUCUUUGUGGUGUCAUAAUUGGGUCAAUGGCUGUGGCGCAAGUGUUUUCUUCCGUUUAUUUUAGUGCAUGGUCAAAUAGAUCAUACUUGAAACCCCUUAUUUUCAGUAGCAUCGUUCUGCUCAUUGGAAACACCUUGUAUGCACUGGCUUAUGAUCUUGAUUCAAUAGCAGUUCUUCUGAUUGGUCGACUAUUUUGUGGGUUAGGUUCUGCAAGAGCUGUCAACAGGCGCUAUAUCAGUGACUGUGUUCCACUUAAGUUGCGAAUGCAGGCUUCUGCAGGCUUUGUCAGUGCCAGUGCACUAGGAAUGGCUUGUGGCCCUGCUCUUGCUUGCUUAUUUCAAACUAAUUUUAAGGUUUACAAAUUCACAUUUAAUGAGGACACUUUGCCUGGUUGGGUCAUGGCUCUUUCAUGGCUUGUCUAUUUAUUGUGGUUGUGGAUUUCCUUUAGAGAGCCACCCCUGGAGACCAAAGAGAAUUCCGUACCGCAGGAAGGGCUAUUGGUACGUUAUUCUGUAGAACAUGGUAUUACCCAGCCUUUGCUUUUGAACACUAAAGCAAAACAGAAAGAUGAGCAUGAAAAUCAAGAACUCGAUGAUGAUGAUGAUGAAGAUUCUGAGGAAAUUCCCAAACCUGUCACUUCAAUUGUGUCGGCAUAUCGGUUACUUACACCAUCUGUGAAGGUUCAACUCUUUGUUUAUUUUAUGCUCAAGUAUGCGAUGGAGAUUCUGCUUGCUGAAUCAAGUGUCAUCACUGAAUACUAUUUUAUAUGGUCAACCAGCAGCGUGGCAAUUUUUCUUGCAAGCCUUGGGCUAACAGUGCUUCCAGUAAACAUCAUUGUUGGGAACUACAUCAGCAAUAUGUUUGAAGAAAGGCAAGUUCUUCUAGCAUCUGAAAUUAUAGUGUGCAUAGGUAUACUCCUGAGCUUCCAGAUAUUGGUCCCUUAUUCAGUGCCUCAAUAUGUUGGCUCAGCACUUAUUACCUUUGUGGCCGCUGAAGUCCUUGAAGGUGUGAAUUUAUCGCUUCUAUCUCGGGUCAUGUCAUCGAGGCUUUCACGUGGAACCUACAAUGGUGGACUACUUUCAACAGAAGCCGGAACCCUGGCUCGAGUAAUUGCAGAUGGAACAAUAACACUAUCUGGUUACUUGGGUGAGAGUAGGCUGUUGAAUGUAACCUUAAUUCCUUCACUCUUCAUAUGUAUCUCCUCCAUUGUUGCUACCUGCUUUACCUACAACUCUCUUUACUAAUUGGUUACCUUACUCUA
Molecule: messenger RNA, 2197 nt
Organism: Pistacia vera
Lineage: Eukaryota; Viridiplantae; Streptophyta; Magnoliopsida; Sapindales; Anacardiaceae
Product: SPX domain-containing membrane protein At4g22990-like
Exons: 10
Biological process (GO): transmembrane transport
Cellular component (GO): membrane
Molecular function (GO): transmembrane transporter activity
Source: RefSeq, a predicted model, not a curated record